Molecule: messenger RNA, 1663 nt
Organism: Anguilla anguilla (European eel)
Lineage: Eukaryota; Metazoa; Chordata; Actinopteri; Anguilliformes; Anguillidae
Gene: cops3
Product: COP9 signalosome subunit 3
Exons: 12
Coding region: 123-1394 (423 amino acids)
Biological process (GO): ubiquitin-dependent protein catabolic process
Cellular component (GO): COP9 signalosome
Source: RefSeq, a predicted model, not a curated record
AGUAUCGCGAUACUUCUCGUCAGUGGCGGCUCACUGGCCCACUCCACUCACCACGGGCUUGUUCCUGACAGAUUUGAAUGAACGCAGAGUAAGGUAGCGCAGUAACCACCCCACAGGAGAGAAUGGCUUCAGCCUUGGAGCAGUUCGUGAACAAUGUGCGGCAGCUCUCGGCUCAAGGUCAGAUGACUCCUCUGUGCGAGUUGAUCAACAAGAGCGGAGAGCUGCUCGCCAAGAACCUGUCUCACCUGGACACAGUAUUAGGAGCGCUGGACAUCCAGGAGCACUCGCUCGGAGUGCUAGCCGUACUAUUUGUGAAGUUUUCCAUGCCAAGCAUCCCCGACUUUGAAACGUUAUUCUCCCAAGUUCAGCUCUUCAUCAGCACAUCCAAUGGAGAACAAAUCCGAUACGCAACAGACACGUUCGCUGGGCUUUGCCACCAGCUGACCAACGCUCUGGUUGAACGAAAACAGCCGUUGAGGGGCAUCGGCAUUAUCAAACAGGCAAUAGACAAAAUACAGAUGAACUCCAACCAGCUCACCUCAGUGCACGCAGACCUGUGUCAGCUGUGCUUGUUGGCGAAGUGCUUCAAACCCGCCCUUCCGUUCCUGGAGCUGGACAUGACCGACAUCUGCAAGGAGAACGGCUCCUACGACGCCAAGCACUUCCUGUGCUACUACUACUACGGCGGCAUGAUCUACACGGGCCUCAAGGACUUCGAAAGGGCGCUGUAUUUCUACGAGCAGGCGAUAACCACUCCCGCGAUGGCCGUCAGUCACAUCAUGCUGGAGGCCUACAAGAAGUACAUCCUGGUGUCCCUCAUCCUCCACGGGAAAGUGCAGCCGCUGCCUAAGUACACCUCGCAGAUCGUGGGCAGGUUCAUCAAGCCUCUUAGCAACGCGUACCACGAGCUGGCGCAGGUGUACGCCAGCAACAACCCCACGGAGCUGCGCGGCCUGGUGGGCAAACACGGCGAGGCCUUCAUGCGAGACAGCAACACGGGCCUGGUCAAGCAGUGCCUGGCCUCCCUGUACAAGAAGAACAUCCAGCGGCUAACCAAGACGUUCCUCACGCUGUCCUUACAAGACAUGGCAAGCCGAGUGCAGCUCAGCGGCCCUCAGGAGGCAGAGAAAUACGUCCUGCACAUGAUCGAAAACGGCGAAAUCUACGCCAGCAUCAACCAGAAAGACGGUAUGGUGUGUUUCCACGACAACCCAGAAAAGUACAACAACCCAGCAAUGCUCCACAAAAUUGACCAGGAGAUGCUGAAGUGUAUAGAGCUGGAUGAGAAGCUAAAGUCCAUGGAUCAGGAGAUCAUGGUGAACCCCCAGUUUGUACAGAAGAGUAUGGGAUCGCAAGAGGACGAUGUUGGAAGCAAAACGUCAAGUUACUCCUGAAGACUUUUGGAGACCGGGAAGGGAUGGGGUGCUGUUUUGAGUCGGGUUAAUUUUGGAAGACGUUUUUUAAGCAAAGUUUAAUCGGUGGAGCCUGGACAUUGUUCAUGAAAAAAUAUAACUGUGUGAAAUAAUACUGCUUUCACACAGUCAUGAGGAAUACUAAAGAAAAACAGUUUGUGCAUUUUAUUUAUCAGUGUUCAAAUUUAAGCACCAUUGCUUCAUUUAACAAAAAAAAACUAAUAAAAACCGGACUUGUUUGUUCAAAAACA